AUAAAUAUGGAAAAUUAUAUUUGGCUAGAAGGAGGCUGAGAAAGGGAACAGAUGGCCACCAAAAGAAUACUAGAGCAGCUAAUAGUCACUGGCAUAUUUCCGGGAGAAAAACUUAAAUCUGAAGCCAAGCAGAAGCAUUAUCCAUUUUUUUCUGCUCAGGGCACUGUGCAUGGAACUGCUCCUGCUAUGCUCUGACUAGAUGAAGGUGGGCUUCCUGAAAUGCCUUCUCCGAAUGGAAUAAACAGCUCCUAUCCUGCACUUUACAGCUCUUGCAGUAAUGCUGACAGAAAUAGUUGACAAGUCUUCCCAUGUGGAUGCUUUUUCUCAGUCUCAGCUGACUGUUCAAGAGAGGGAUCAUCUGGGCUCUAACAGAGUUUUCCAUCAGAGAGUCAGCUGUGGUGUCCUUUCCCUCCCACAUCUGGAAGGUCAAGUGAAGCAUGGUCUGGCUGCAGACACUGCAAACCCUCCCCCCUUUGAGAGCAGCCUGACUCAAAUAGCAAAUAAGAGCUUGCAGAGUGUCCUCCCCUCUCUUCAGGAAAAUGGAACUCAAGGCAAUUUUCCCCAAUUUAACCUUCCAGACAGUCUUCCUGAGAGUGAUACCAGAGUCCAUACAAAACCAUCUGAACUGGAGAGCACCAGCAUUGGGGUCAAACUGCCUAUGACAGCUUCAGAAGCCUUGAAAAAUUUUAGAAACCAGUUAACAGUCUAUGAGCAAAAAGAAAUUUUCAAUUAUACAGAGCUCUGGUUUCUUGGCCUGGAAGCUAAAAAGAUUGAAGGUUUGCCUGAAACCCAGAAUAAUAAUUGUUAUGAUGAUGAGCAUGGUUCCUACUUAAAGGUUUUACAUGACCACAUUGCCUACCGCUACGAAGUCUUGGAGGUCAUUGGGAAAGGGUCGUUUGGGCAGGUGGCCAAAUGUCUGGAUCACAAAACCAAUGAGUUAGUGGCAUUGAAAAUAAUAAGGAAUAAGAAAAGAUUUCACAGCCAGGCUUUGGUAGAAGUGAAGAUCCUUGAUGCUCUGCUGAAGAAAGACAAAGAUGACACUCACAAUAUCAUCCACAUGAAGGAAUACUUCUACUUUCGCAAUCACUUCUGUAUCUCCUUUGAACUGCUGGGAAUAAAUUUGUAUGAGCUGAUCAAAAAGAACAAUUUCCAAGGCUUCAGCCUGUCUUUGAUUCGCCACUUCACUCGCUGUGUGCUGAGGUGUUUACAAGUGCUCUACCAGGAAAGAAUCAUUCACUGUGAUCUGAAGCCUGAGAACAUACUAUUAUACCACAAUGGGCAAGGUUCGGUCAAAGUUAUUGAUUUUGGAUCAAGCUGCUAUGAAGACCAAAGAGUGUACACCUAUGUUCAGAGCCGCUUUUAUCGCUCCCCUGAGGUGAUUCUUGGUCAUCCUUAUGCUAUGGCUGUUGAUAUGUGGAGCUUAGGCUGUAUCAUAGCAGAGCUUUACACAGGCUACCCACUGUUCCCAGGGGAAAAUGAAGCUGAUCAACUUGCCUGCAUCAUGGAGGUAUUGGGUCUUCCACCAGCUGAUUUUAUCCAGGCUGCAUCAAGGAGGAGAACAUUCUUUGAUUCCAAGGGUUUUCCUAAAUCCAUAACUAACAGCAAGGGGAAAAAGAGAUGCCCAGACUCCAAGGAUCUAAGCACAGUGCUGAACACUCACGAUGCUGGUUUCUUGGACUUUUUGAAAGGAUGCUUAAUGUGGGAGCCUUCUCUGCGCAUGACUCCCGAUGAAGCGAUGAAACACGCGUGGAUCCAGGAGCCAAAAAUAUUCCGGAAAACACAGGCUCCAAGGAAGAUGAGUGAUGGCUCAUUCUCUGCUCUGGAAAAUAGAAGAGAGACCAUUCAGAAUCUCUGGAAAAAUGCAGCUGACAAAGUGAGAAGUGAAUUGGCUGACAGACUGACUCCCUUCACAGGCACAGCAGAAAGUGAUGUGCAGAACACAAGGAAGCAUGCUAUUCCAGACAAAUAUUUUGAAAACCACAUGGAAAAGCCUAUUAAAUACAAUCAAGCAGAAGACAGUGGCGAAAGAGCUCUUCCAAAAACUUCUCUUUUUUUCCCACCAAUUAAGUAACAAAGAGCACAAGCUAUGAUUGGCUCGGUUGCAUACCUAGUAUAUUUUGUAGGUAUUAAUUGUACUCAGGAAUAUAAGCUAUAUCUGUCUGUUCAUGGGCUGUGCACAUUGUAAGUAUAUUUAAUGUUCUUUUUACCCUGAAAUCAUCUAGUCAACCAAAACGGAAUUUGAGAACCAUUCAUUUUCCUCAUCUACAUCCUUAUAAUCAGAGAUUCUUCACAACAAGCAGCAAUAAAAUGGAGACUGUAGAGGUGGAGAGUGGCUUAUUCUUGGUGUUAUAACAGACUUUUGAAUUUCAUAUUUUCCUGGAUAUAAAAGAACAGAUGUGUUGACUGAAGAAUCUGAAUUCUUUUACUUAAAGCAGCAUAAGUCAGGAAUAAUUCAUGGAUAAGGUUACUGGAUUUACUUAUGUAUAUAAAAAAAAUAAGAGCAAUCAAACCCAGCAUCCUCAUUUUCCUCCUUCUCUAUCUUCCUCUUUCUAUAGAGAAGCUGCUAGAUGGAAACCAUUGUCACACCUUCCUAGCAGAUUUAGAAAUGUAAAUUAUGCUCUUUAGCUCUCCAGCAACAACAAAGCGGAGUGGUAUUCUGGGCCUAUUUCUGCAGGGACUCAACAGGAAGAAUGGAUUAAAGCAAACUGGUUUGAUUUGGGAAAAUUGUCCUUCAUGGCAAGUUUAAGUUAAUACUCUGAAAAAACCCCAACAAAAACCAAAUUAAUUUCUGUGAUCCCUAUGGCUUAUGUGUUUAAUUUAGGUAUUUGGCUCCUCACUGCAUUUGUAAAGCACCCAUCUCAUUACACAUCUUACAUUUAUUGGAGCUUAUAGCUAGAAAUUCAGUUGAAAAGGAAUAAUGAGAAAAUUGUCCUUUUAAAAGCAGCUGCUACUUUAGCAGUGACACUGCAGCAGCCCUAAGGGAAAGAGGUGUUCAGAGGUGUUUAGAGUCACCAUAGCAGCAAACUCCCACAGGCUCUUUUGCAAAAGUAAAAUCCAAAGGAUAUGGAAAUGGUCCUCAAGCAGUUCCAGAGUUACAGGAGUAAACAAUCCACCUGACAGGUACAGCUGAAUCACUUAAUGGUAGAAGUCACCUCAGGGAAAAUGGACUGCUAUGAUUGUCCCCUCAGCUUCAGGCAAAUCCUGGGACUUCUGAGGAAACACCUGGAAAAUGAGUGACCCAAGAAGGGCAAUAGCCCAUUAUUAAGGGUAAUUGAGCAGAGAAUUACAAGGAUAUUUUGGCAGACAAAUACCACCCUGCUGUGAUGCAGAGCAUUCCUGACAAUCAGACCAGCUUGCAAUGCCGGAAUUAUUUGUACCUCUGGUUUCAGAGAGGCUCUUUUGGAGCUGAACCCUCCUGGAGACUAUAAAAUGCUCCCAUUCCCAUUCUUCAGCAGAAUGUGCUGGGAAAAAUGGGUUCUGUUCUGCACCAUGUUGUGGCACAGCACAGCACAGCCAGGGUGGGUGCACUGUAGAGUGUGGGCCUUGUCAUAUUUCUAAGACCCUUGGAACAAUAAUUUACUAGUUUGGUGCAGUUGCUGGUCAUUCUUCAUCUGCCGUGUCACAUUCCCUUCACUGCUUAGGCUGCCCCAAGUUAAAAUAUCUGAUUCUCACAAUUGUGCACUUGGUGUUUUGUCUGCUCUACUUCAGGGGCAAAAUUUGGGGGCAAUUAUAUUGAGGUGUCUGUGACACCUGCAAUGGAUGUCACCCUAAUGAAGGUGUAAACCUCAUUUGAUAAAUGGGCUUCUGUGCUGGAGCUGUGUUUUCUUCACAAUUAGUAUGUUUCAGUAGCUCUCUAUAGUAUCAUCAUAUUAUUUCUCAUCCCAUAUGCUGAUGGGUUUUCCAAGGCAUUCUGUGUUCCAGGAAAAGUGGCAAAGUCACCUGAGCCUGUAAUUCAGUUUGAUCAUGCUUCCAUACAGAAGGCAGAUGGAUGGUAUUUCACUGGAGUUGCCAUGAAUUUGCUGUCUUCCUUUCCUUGCUGGCCUGCUGUUCUGCUUUAAUUCCUGCAGUCUUUAUGGUAAUCUUCAUCUUCAAAAUCUUUCCUAAUAAGGGUUCUUUUGGAUAACUUGAAUUUUUUUUUCAGAGAUGACAGAAAUUAAUAUAAAUUACUUAGCAGAAAUAUCUAGCCCUGAGAUAUCAUCACUGCUUUCACAUUCCUCUGCAGAAGCAAGUAGAUCAUCAGACACAAGUAGCAUCCUCAUUUCAGUGCUAUUUGAAAGGAGAUAAUGAAAAAAUUCUCUGUGUAAGAGGACAACCUACAAAAUGCUGAGAAGAAUCCUCUGACUCAUGCUCAGCUUGAGCCACCCUCAGACUUUUCAUGACGCAGACUCACAGAGAAAAGAAGCACUGAUAAUUUGCUUCCUUGAAAAGCCCAGUCCAUACAUCAUGUUUUGUUUCUCUAUGUACUGCCAUUUUUUAACCACAUUUGCCAAGAAAAUUGAGUGUCUGCUUUCUUGUCCA
Molecule: messenger RNA, 4518 nt
Organism: Parus major (Great Tit)
Lineage: Eukaryota; Metazoa; Chordata; Aves; Passeriformes; Paridae
Gene: DYRK4
Product: dual specificity tyrosine phosphorylation regulated kinase 4
Exons: 14
Coding region: 278-2071 (597 amino acids)
Biological process (GO): peptidyl-threonine phosphorylation; peptidyl-serine phosphorylation
Cellular component (GO): nucleus
Molecular function (GO): protein serine/threonine kinase activity; protein serine/threonine/tyrosine kinase activity; ATP binding
Source: RefSeq, a predicted model, not a curated record